AUGAUCGUGAAACAGCUCUACCUCACGCAUGUGGACGCCAGCACGGCAGUCAUCACCACCACCAGCACUGACAUCCCGCCUCUGCUGCUCCGCCGCCCGCUGCUCCUCCUCACUGCCACCCACCUCCUCGCCAUUGACCAAUCAGGGCUUGGCAUGGCCGCAUGCCUCCCGCUGUGUGGGCUGGAAGUGAGUGUGGAGAGAGGAGAGGAAGGGGGAGGGGAGGAACUGGAAAGGGGAGGGGGGAAGGGAGAGGUGGAGGAGGGAGGGAGUGCGGAGGAGGGCGAGGGGGAAUGGUCCCUGACAUGCUUCUGUGGCAGGGGUGGUCGGCUGUGUGGCAGUGUGAGUGAUUGGUGGCACACACUGCCACACCACCCCACCCAGAGAAAGUCCACUGGCGCUCUGGAUGAUAGCAGCGGUGAGAGGCGAGGGCGUGACGAGGGCAGUAGAAUGGCAGAGGGUGUGACGGGUGGGAGAGGGGGAGGCGGGGAGGCAGACGCUGUGAGAACAGUGGAGGUGCAAGGGGGAGGGGAGCACGCAGACUUGACGAUAGGCCUGCAGGUGUACUGCCAGGUGGGAGAGGCAGCACACAUCCAACUCGUGCCUCUGCUGCUCAGACAGGUGGCUCGCUCUGCUGCCCUUUGA
This is a messenger RNA of Closterium sp. Naga37s-1, 642 nucleotides long. The record is from the annotation of a GenBank genome assembly. Lineage: Eukaryota; Viridiplantae; Streptophyta; Zygnematophyceae; Desmidiales; Closteriaceae.